Molecule: messenger RNA, 3005 nt
Organism: Myotis davidii
Lineage: Eukaryota; Metazoa; Chordata; Mammalia; Chiroptera; Vespertilionidae
Gene: DZANK1
Product: double zinc ribbon and ankyrin repeat domains 1
Exons: 20
Coding region: 257-2299 (680 amino acids)
Biological process (GO): eye photoreceptor cell development
Molecular function (GO): protein binding
Source: RefSeq, a predicted model, not a curated record
CAGUGAGAGGUGGGCUAGCUCGCUGCGGACGCCGGAGGUACCCCCGCAGUGAGAGGUGGAGCACCCGGCCGGGGACGGCGGAGGUACCUCGGAGGGCCUAAUUCUGUCUUGGUGGCCGCUGAUAGAGGAAGAGGUGGAGGAGGAGGAGGAAAAGGAGGUGGGGGAGGACCUCCCUCAAUCCUGCGGAGAAGAGGAGGACCUCCCUCAAUCCUGCGGAGAGGAGGAGGAGGACCUCCCUCAAUCCUGCGCAGGGAAAAUGACUGCUGGUUCAGUGUGUGUUCCUCAGAUCAUACCACUGCGAGUGCCUCAGCCUGGAAAAGCCAACCAUGAAAUUGAUAACAAUACACUUGUGGAAAUGAAAUCAGAUACCCCAGAUGUCAGCAUAUAUUAUACCUUGGAUGGCAGUAAGCCUGAAUUUCUAAAGAGAAUUGGUUAUGGUGAAAAUACUACAUUUAAGUAUACAAAGCCUAUUACUCUGCCUGAUGGAAAAAUACAAGUUAAAGCUAUUGCAGUCUCUAAAGACUGCAGACAGAGUGGCAUUGUAACAAAGAUGUUUCAGGUGGAAUAUGAACCACCAAAUGCGGCCUCUUCAGAAGACAGUGUUGAAAACAUUCUCGAAGAUUCUUCAAAGCAGGAAUUGAAAAAUGGAUUUGUUGCACCAAAACCAAGGAAGAAAUCUAAGAAUGUUGAACAUAAACCUGGUUGGAAUGUUAACCAUAGACAUCUAGACAGCCACCUAGAAAGGCCCCCUUACCGUGAAGAAUCGGUUUCUAGACCACCCAGAAAUCCACCCCAGUUCCCUAGUUUUGCACACAUAACUGGCCAUCCGAGUUUGACAGCCACAGAGAUCAUGAGAAUUCAAAGGGAGACAGACUUUCUCAAGUGUGCCCAGUGCCUCGCCCUUCGCCCAUCUGAUCCCUUGGUUCGCUUCUGUCAAGAUUGUGGCUUUCCUGUUCCACCAGUAUUUGGUUGUCGUCUCUCACCCUCAGAAGGAGCUCAGUUGGGCUUGUGUGCAGAAUGUGGAAGCAUGGUGCCCAUGAACACUUCCUUCUGUGUGGUAUGUGAGGCUCCUCUUGCUCUGCAGAUGCAACCACCGGCUGGCUUCCACUUGAAGGAAAAGGUAAUCUGUCGCACCUGUGGCACAGGGAAUCAUCCUUACCUGAAAUACUGCCUCACCUGUGAGAGCACCCUGCCUUCAUCAAAGGAGUCCAUGUGCAGUGGAGAUAAAGCUGGUCCUGCGCCCACUCUGAAAGGGGAGACCAUUUCCUGCUCCAAAUGCGGUCGUCAGAACCGGCCAGGUGCUUUCUUCUGUGACUGGUGUGGAGCCACGCCUGUCGUUGCUACCUGCUUCUCUGUUUGCCUCAAAUGUGGGGCCAACAAUCACCCAUCUGCCCGAUUCUGUGGCUCCUGUGGUAUUUACCUGAAGUCCUUGGCAAAACUCAGUGUGGACAACAGCCGGGCUCUAGCUGCUGGAGAAGCGGGCCCUUUUGCUGAGUCCCGAUCUGCCUGGCAGUCCCUGAAUGUUCCUUUACCCAAACAUGAUGGGACUAAGAAGAAUGUAGGUACACAGACCACUGGCCUGUUCUACCCGUCUGGCAACCUGCUAGCGAAAAAGGAACUGGAAAUGGCUUCCCAUCAGCAGAGGCAGGAGAAAAUGAGUGACCAUAAGCCUCUCCUUACAGCCGUCAGCCCAGGAAGAGGAUACUGGAGAAAACAGUUGGAUCACAUCUCUGCCCACCUCAGGGCUUAUACUCAGAACAACUCUGAAUUCCGGGCCUUGAUUGCCGAACCGAGGAUGGGAAAGCUUCUUUCUGCUACUGUCCAUGAAGAUGGCUAUGAAGUUAGCAUCAGGCUGAAUUAUGUUCAAGUCUCAAACAAGAACUUUUACCUGAGUAAGGCGAUGAAUUUCAGCGAUCAUUUUCUGAGCACUGUCACCGAGGGUGGUCACGGGAUAUUUGGCAGCAGGUAUAGCUUGGUGAGUGACUACUGCCACAGCACCUCAGAUACCACUGAAAAAAUCAAGAGAACGAAGACUUUCAAGACCAGAACAUUUCAAGAAAGGAAGGAGCAGCUUACACCCGAAUACAGGCUCCUGCGGAAGGAAGUCGGACCGACAGGGGAAGGAAGAGUCUCUGUGAUUGAACAGUUGCUUGAUGAAGGAGCAGAUCCCAACUGCAGUGACAAUGAAGACCGACCCGUUAUUACCGUGGCUGUGAUCAAUAGGCACCAUGAAGCAAUCCCAGUCCUCGUGCAGAGAGGAGCAGACCUCGAGCGGCCGUGGGGACCUUUAUGCCAAUAGAGGAAAGCACAUUUUCCCACUGGAAGCCAAAUGAUGCAAGUCUGAUUUAUAUUUGUUGGUUUGAAGUAUUUAGGCCUAGGUCAGCCUGCCCUCUGCCCCACAGCUGGACCUCUGGGGAUCCAGGAACAUGACCUCAAGUUUCCAUUCACCCGACUGCUCUUCAGGUAUAAGCCAGUCGGAGACGUGGCUAUCCUGGAGAAGAGGCCCAGUGCGUUGUCCUCAGCACACCUGAUUGAAAUGCACCUUCCCUCCCAGGCAUGUUUGGCUAGUGGAGAGAAGCAGCCCCGUUGGCUUCCAUAUGAGGUCACUUCCAUUAAGGAGGUUGGCGGGUAGCAGAGGCCCUCCCUAGUGUUUCUGUUUACCAUGUUUGUAUCAUUUCUAUCAGAAUAAACUCAUAUUCAACAGGAAGGAAAAGGCCAGGUACACAUUCUCCACCGAAGCUGAUACCUCUUUGCAGACUUCAGAAACAGACUCAAGGUCUCACUGGGAGAAGGACACAGAGGAGUGUUGUCUGCUUUGGACAAUAGCUGCCCUUCUUCACGGGAGUUUCAGACAAUUAAUCUCUCAGAUCUGCUCCAGGUGAAGAAAAUGCAACCCGAAGUCUAUUUCUUAGAGGUUCAGCUGUGGAGAUUUGUUCUGUUAGGUAAUUCAAGAUUUACAAAGAGAAUGUACCUUAAUCCCCUAUGAUGCUUAGAUUUGAAUAAAC